AUGGCGUUGAAGAAUAUAAAAAAACAGCAGAUUCAGUUCACUCAGUACAUUUCCGAUCCCGAUCAAAGUAUCAGAGACUUGAUACGUCCGGAGAAGAAAUAUGAAAAGAACCCGAAUCCGAAGGGGUCAGUCGAUGAGGUAGCGUCUAGCAGUCGAACUGCAAUUAGUCCAGCUAUGGGUAUGAUGCCGAACCAGCAGCAUCUUCAUAAACGACAAGUCAGUGCGCCGGAACUUCAUCCUGACUAUAAUCCAGAACGAAUUUCCAUCGCUCCUCCACACCAUCCACAAAAUGUUGCUCAUCAACACUCAAAGAGUGUAUCUGCUCUGCCGCCAAUGAAUAUUGGUUUCCCGGUAGAGCCGCAGCACGUCAAGUCAGUAUCACAUGAAGCGUAUUCAUAUGGAGGAUUUUCAAAUGACCAACACAAUCAUCAAGGCAUGAUGAACCAGCAAAAUCGGGAGAAGAGCUCCUCAUUGGACCCAAUGAGGAGGCCUUUCAUGACUCCACAAGACGUUGAACAACUUCCGAUGCCGCAUGGAUGGGAAAUUUGUUACGAUAGUGAAGGGCAUCGAUACUAUAAAGAUCAUAACUCGAAAACGACGACGUGGAAUGACCCAAGGCUUAUUCCUCGAGAACAAGCUCCAUUCGGAGUCGAAGAUAUGGGUCAAAACUACAACAGCUUCUACGAUCAUGGAAACCCCUCUCGCUCGUUGCCCUCAAUCAAUCAGCACCCACAGAUGAUGUCCAAUCAUCCACCCCAAUCGCAAUACUCUUCUCAGCAACAAAUGGACUACAUUCAGCAGUUGCAACACGAACGAAUGCUGAUCCAAGAGAAAAAUGCGCAGCUGAUGAAUUCGGGGCUUCUGGAUAGUCCGCAACCACAAUUCCAGGCUAUUUCACCGAUGGGAUCAAAUAUGAUGCACCAACAUGAACCUCAACAGCAACCGAGUUUUAUGUAUCAGCAACAAGCUCAGACAAGUCAGCAGCAACAGCAGCAGCAAUCACAAAACGGGAUGAAUCAGAUGUCAAAUCAGUAUCAGAAUAGCCAAAUCAACGACAACGCAAUGGAAGUUGACUAUUCAAUGCCGACACAACAGCCACAACCGCAACAACAGCACCAGCCUCAACAGCAUCAACAGCAACAUCAACCCCAGAUGCAUCGCAAUAUGCAGAACAAUUAUGGUCUUGACGACAUCAAUCCACACGAAUUCGACCAGUAUCUUCAAAUCAGCAACGACUCGAAUCGUGGUGUCGGCUCCAUGGUGCAUCACUAUCAAUGA
Messenger RNA from Caenorhabditis briggsae, 1278 nucleotides. Gene Ontology annotation, biological process: hippo signaling; positive regulation of transcription by RNA polymerase II. The transcript is spliced from 9 exons. The record is from RefSeq and is a predicted model, not a curated record. Gene Ontology annotation, cellular component: nucleus; cytoplasm. Lineage: Eukaryota; Metazoa; Nematoda; Chromadorea; Rhabditida; Rhabditidae. Bases 1 to 1278 code for a protein of 425 amino acids. Gene Ontology annotation, molecular function: protein binding; transcription coactivator activity.